Scleropages formosus (Asian bonytongue) is the source of this 1442-nucleotide messenger RNA. RefSeq names its product pepsin A-like. The transcript is spliced from 10 exons. Gene Ontology annotation, biological process: proteolysis. Bases 94 to 1296 code for a protein of 400 amino acids. Gene Ontology annotation, molecular function: aspartic-type endopeptidase activity. Lineage: Eukaryota; Metazoa; Chordata; Actinopteri; Osteoglossiformes; Osteoglossidae. The record is from RefSeq and is a predicted model, not a curated record.
UGCACUUUAUCUGGAUGGUGGAGCAUUGACCUGUGCAGCUGAUGACGGCCUUCAUGACUUCCUUUGGAUCACAGCUGUAAUACAGGCAGCUGGAUGGAUGGUUUGAGGUGGAGAAACACUGGAGUACUUCAUGGAGUUGUGACAGAGACUGACAACAUGAAGCUCAUUUUUGUGCUGUUUGCUCUCGUCGCCCUGUCUGAAGGCCUGAAGAAGGUCCCUCUGGUUAAGGGGAAGACAGCAAGGGAGGCCUUGCAGGAGAUGGGACUAUGGGAAGAAUUCAGGAAAAAUCAUUCUUAUAAUCCCAUGAGCAAAUUUAAUAGGAGUUUUGCCUUUGGGAGUGAACCAAUGACUAACGAUGCUGAUCUCUCCUACUAUGGUGUCAUCUCCAUUGGAACUCCACCACAGUCCUUCCAAGUCAUCUUUGACACAGGUUCCUCCAACCUCUGGGUGCCGUCUGUCUACUGCUCCAGCCCGGCUUGCACCAACCAUGCUAGAUUUGACCCCCAGCAGUCGUCCACUUUCAAGGCCACCUCCACUCCUCUGUCCAUCCAGUAUGGAACUGGGAGCAUGACUGGGGUUCUGGGAUAUGACACUGUCCAGGUGGGUGGAUACACUAUUACAAACCAGAUCUUUGGUCUGAGUAAGACAGAGGCCCUUUUCAUGGAGUACAUGCAAGCUGAUGGAAUCCUUGGUCUAGCCUUCCCUUCUAUCUCCUCAUCUGGUGCCACCCCAGUCUUUGACAACAUGAUGAAUGAGGGCCUGCUUUCUCAGGACCUCUUUUCUGUCUACCUGAGCAGCAACUCUGAAACUGAGAGUGCUGUCAUCUUUGGUGGUAUUGAUCCUUCAUAUUAUACUGGCAACAUCUACUGGAUCCCACUGACCUCUGAUUCCUACUGGCAAAUUACCAUGGACAGUGUGAUCAUCAACGGAAACACUGUCGCAUGCGCCAAUGGAUGCCAGGCAAUUGUAGACACAGGAACUUCCGUCAUUGUUGGACCAAGCAGUGACAUCCAAAACAUUAACUCCUGGUUGGGAGCAUCUGAAGACCAGUUUGGAGAUUCUUUCGUCAGCUGCAGUAACGUCCAGAGCCUGCCUCAUGUGACUUUUACCCUUAACGGAUACACCUUCACACUUUCUGCAUCUGCCUAUAUUUCUCAGACCAGUCAGAACUGUAAGACUGGCUUCGGCAGUGGAGGUUCUGACCAGCUGUGGAUCCUGGGUGAUGUUUUUAUCAGACAGUACUAUGCCAUCUUUGAUAGAAGCAAAACUUCAGUGGGUCUUGCUGCAAUUGCAUAAUAUGAGAGCAACAUGCUAAAGAUAUACUAUUGUGAACCAAAAUAUUUAGUAAAUCCUUGUCAAACCUGAAGAGUGAAUGUGUUACACUGUAUCCUAAAUAUUGAAUGUAAUAAGCUGCCUACAAAUAAAUCAUUGUUCAAGGAAAA